AUGACGACCGACGAAGACGCAGACACCGUUCCCCCACAGAACGAGAACGCUCACAUCGCAGACACGGUGAUCGAGAGCACGGUCACAAAGAGAGAUCCUCGCGGAGGCAUCGGAGUUAUUCAAGGUCACGGUCACCAGACAGGCGACGCAUACAAGAAUGAAGCUUCGGGCGAGGGCGACGCCCCGCCCCCAGAUAAGGAGAAGCCCAACUUCGGUAACACAGGGCGCCUAGCCGCCGAAAGCAACACGGUCAAUGUCAACGGGGACGCAGUCGUGCUUAAAUACCAUGAACCGGUGGAAGCGCGAAAGCCACCGGCGAAGGAGUCCUGGCGGCUCUACGUCUUCAAGGGCAAGGACUUGCUGGAAAUGGUGGAACUGAAUGAGCGGAGUUGCUGGCUUAUCGGUCGCGAACGACUGGUUGUGGACUUUCCGCUUGAUCAUCCGAGUUGUUCGAAACAGCAUGCGGCGAUCCAGUUCCGGCAUGUCGAGAAGAGGAACGAGUUUGGUGAUCGCAUUGGCAAGGUCAAACCGUACGCGAUUGAUCUGGAGAGCGCCAAUGGCUCAAAAGUUAACGGGGAUGUGAUCCCUGGUGGACGAUACAUCGAGCUGCGGGAUAAGGAUAUGCUACAGUUUGGAAACAGUUCUCGCGAAUACGUCCUUAUGCUCACGCAGCCUGAUUAA
Molecule: messenger RNA, 681 nt
Organism: Aspergillus versicolor CBS 583.65
Lineage: Eukaryota; Fungi; Ascomycota; Eurotiomycetes; Eurotiales; Aspergillaceae
Product: putative FHA domain protein SNIP1
Exons: 2
Coding region: 1-681 (226 amino acids)
Biological process (GO): mRNA splicing, via spliceosome; maintenance of RNA location
Cellular component (GO): nucleus
Molecular function (GO): protein binding; mRNA binding
Source: RefSeq, a predicted model, not a curated record